AAUGAGAACUCGGCGAUGAACUAUUGACCAUCCACGCAAAUACCUUAGUGACACAAACAAAAUAAUUAAUAAUAAUAACACCGUAUAACAAUUAUUUUUCACAGAAUAAUUAAAUUAUUAAAAUGAAGCGACAGAACGUCCGGACGUUAUCACUCGUUGUGUGCACGUUUACGUAUUUGCUAAUCGGGGCCGCCGUUUUUGAUGCCUUGGAGUCCGACACUGAGAGCAAGAGAUGGGAAGUGUUGUCUGACAUGAAAGGCGGCUUAGUCCGUAAAUACAACAUAACUCCAGAGGACUACCAUAUGAUUGAGAUAGUCAUAAUAGAAAAUAAACCGCACAAAGCUGGCCCGCAGUGGAAGUUCGCAGGCGCCUUUUACUUUGCCACCGUUGUCCUGGCAAUGAUUGGAUAUGGUCACUCUACUCCGGUUACAGUUGGUGGGAAAGCAUUUUGUAUGGCUUACGCAAUGGUUGGCAUUCCGCUUGGCUUGGUGAUGUUCCAAAGCAUAGGCGAGCGUCUGAACAAGUUCGCAUCGGUUGUUAUACGUCGCGCCAAAUGCUACCUGCGCUGCAACACCACUGACGCUACGGAAAUGAACCUUAUGUUCGCUACUGGAUUACUGUCCUCCAUUAUCAUCACUACGGGAGCUGCCGUGUUCUCUCGUUACGAGGGUUGGAGUUACUUCGACAGUUUUUAUUACUGCUUCGUCACCCUCACCACGAUUGGAUUC
This is a messenger RNA of Manduca sexta (tobacco hornworm), 728 nucleotides long. Its product is annotated as potassium channel subfamily K member 9-like. The record is from RefSeq and is a predicted model, not a curated record. The annotation marks the transcript as partial. The transcript has 4 exons. Gene Ontology annotation, biological process: potassium ion transmembrane transport; stabilization of membrane potential. Gene Ontology annotation, molecular function: potassium ion leak channel activity. Gene Ontology annotation, cellular component: membrane. Lineage: Eukaryota; Metazoa; Arthropoda; Insecta; Lepidoptera; Sphingidae.